Molecule: messenger RNA, 1239 nt
Organism: Closterium sp. Naga37s-1
Lineage: Eukaryota; Viridiplantae; Streptophyta; Zygnematophyceae; Desmidiales; Closteriaceae
Source: the annotation of a GenBank genome assembly
AUGUCUGCCUCGGGGAAUGCUGCAUUGAAGCCACCAGUCCCCCCUGCCCCGAAGCCAGCGCCCGCGGUCGCUGCUGACUCUGCAUCUCCGGCUCCGGACCUCGUGUCGUGUGAGGCUCCGGCGCCUCUCCUGCCUACCCCUGUUGCUGAGCCGAGCCUUCCUGCGGGUCCCGCGCCCUCCGCGCCUGGUCCGCCGGCUGUCCCUGUGGAAUCUGCGGGACCGCCUGCAGUUGCUGAACCUGGUGUUGCUCCGCUCGUGCCUGAACUCCUUGCGGCACUGCCCGCCGUUGCUGUCCCUGUUGCCCCCGACGCGGCUAUUGGUUCGUCGCCAAUGGCGGUGUCCGCCACUACUGGCGGCCCGGGCCCGAAUGUGGCACCAGCGGGGGCCACCCAGGCGGCGCCCGUUGCUGCACCUGUGGGUCAGCAGCCGGGCCAGCGCUCCUCUCGCCCGCAUUCUCCUGCGCCUCGUGAGGAGCGGGAGUCGUCACGACGCCGUCGUGAUUCUCCCUGGCGCAACCGUUCGCAGGCGAACUGGCAUGCACAACAUGGCGGUCGUGGUGGAUGGCGGGGAGGUCGCGGUUACGGCAGCGGCUUGGCGUAUGUUCAGCCGAUCUCCCUCGCGGACGUGCAGCGUGUUGUCUCAGCGGCGAUACGCGAGGAGAGGGCGGCUCCCUCCGUUCCUGCCGCCUCUGCUGCCGUACGUGACCGCCGCUUGUGGCUACUGCAGGUUCCUCCAGUUGCGGGACUGGAAUUUGUGACUGCGGCAGGAGGAGCGGUGACGGCACAGUACCCGCCCCUAUUGGCCGCUGAUCCCGCCCCCCCGUCUGUUCUUGAUGCUCCGCUCCUCCCGACCUUGCCUGGGCCUCCUCGCAUGGCUGAGGUCCCGGAAGCGAGCCUGGUGCAGAUGUGGCGCCUCUGUGAGGCCCUUCGAGCCGUCCACCUGAUCCAGGUGUACGGUCAUGCUGCUCUGUUCCAGGGAAAUUCCCUGGAUGGAGGCCCUCGGGACGAGUGCCUUGAUGCGGCGGAUCGGCUCGCCGAGCUCCUGGAGCCCGUGCUGGCUGCGCCUGUGCGGGUUGUAAUUGCGGGCGUUGGGCAGCUUGGAACGGCUGUCCGUGGGUUGAAGCGGGUCCUGCGCGUUGGGACUGGAGACGAAGUGAUCGGCGCAAGCGCGGCGGUGGUGCGGGAGCUUCACCGAUCUCAGACUGGGCUUCUUGCGGUUCACGACGCGGAUCAAUACUAG